Gongylonema pulchrum is the source of this 648-nucleotide messenger RNA. NCBI's taxonomy places the organism in Eukaryota, Metazoa, Nematoda, Chromadorea, Rhabditida, Gongylonematidae. The record is from the annotation of a GenBank genome assembly.
GAAUGGUUGGUGACGGCGGACUCACUGGCACGACUGUGCUUUUUUGAACUAUCUCAAGCGCUUGAGCCGAACGCUUCGCACAAGGAACGGCAGUACAAAUGUCAUUUGGAAGUGACCGAACCAGUCUAUGCGAUGACCAGCAUCCUCGACAGAUUGGUGUGCGGUGAUGCGGCUGGUCAGCUCUCUGUCUACACUUGGGCCGAUGUGGGCAGCUUCUCGCAGAGUGGUCAGCUCGCUCCAAUUUGCAGAUUCAGCGCUUUUCCAACGAAUAUCUCGGCUGCGCCACCAAAUGAAAUAAAUGCGCUAGCAAUGAUGAACGGCGAUCGAAUUCUCUAUGCUGGCGCAAUGGAUAAUGCAGUACGCCUGGCGAGCAUCGAACGCCCCGAUAAGAUAAUUGCAACGUACAGUGGUCACGACGAAUACGUUAAUGAAUUAGCACUGCAGUCAGCAAAUGUGUUUCUCAGUGCAUCCGAGGAUGGUACGGUUCGUCUUUGGGAUACACGUUCCAAGGACAACCAUAUUUUCCGCGUGGCUGCAAACGAAAAGCUUCGACAAGACAGCUCUGGCCGAGGAAUUUGCGCUUUAGAUGCUGAGGAAGAUUUCAUGGUACGUUUUCUUGUGUGGAUUUCGAAGCAUAAAUUUCUUUAA